AUGGGUCUUGAGGAAAACGCGACCAAUAGAUGUGACUCUCCAAAUCACAUCCAAUUACCAGAACAGCUGUCGCCCAAAUUCAUCGACAGGCUUAUCCGUUUGAAAACUACAUAUUGGAACAGAGAAUACGCAAUAGUUUUGCUUGCAAUUAUAGGUGUAUUUAUUACGUCACUUCAAUACAGUACAUAUUACAAAUUUAUUGAUUUUAUAAAUCAAUCAAAUAAAACUGACAAUGUUCAUAUUGGUGGUUGCAUGUCAUACAAUACGCUUGGAUAUACUGUCGGUUUGAUACCCGGUGGUGUUCUAUCCACUUUAUAUCCGGCUCACAAUAUUUUAGGGAUUUGCGUCGCCAUAUCGUCGAUUGGUCAUGUAAUUGUUAUCAUGAGUUUAAAUUACUUAAACGGUCUCACGAUUUGUAUCUUACAAUUGUGUAUUGGAUUGUCAAUGGCAGUGGUGGAUGUGUCAAUUGACAGGGUUUGGACGUAUUGGGUCCCACUGAAUAAACAGUCAUCAAUACGCCACGUUCCAAUGGUAUUGUACAUGGUGAUAUUUGAUGAAGGAUAUAUCUUUAAUACUAUGGAAAAGCUCCACAAUGAAUAUUCGUCUUAUGCUUUAACUCUAUUUAUUGGUGUGAUCGGAUUGGCCUGGUACGUUUUGUGGUUGUACGUGAUCAACGGAAAUUAUUCAUUUCAGAGCCUGAACCUCGAUUUUAUAUUGUUUGGAGGUUUAAACAACUCGCGAUAUUCUUUUGGGACAUAUGGCGAAUCAUUAACCCGAUCAAUCGUAUCGGACAUUCCAUGGAAAUCGAUUUGGACUUCUAAACCGUUCCUUGCGAUAGUCGUAUUGUACGUGUGUGAACCAUAUAAUAGUGAUUAUUAUAGUUACAGCGACGUUGACGUUUUCGAAUGGACCAUGAGAGAUAACAUUGUCGUCUUCUUGUUUCUCUUCGUCGUCCUGAUCGAAUUAGUUCCAGAAAUUGCCUUGCCCAUUUCCACCACCAACGUCAGAAAGAUUUGGAGUUGCUCGUAUUUCGGUUCAUUGGGAAUUAUUUUUUUUCUGAAGGCCAUUUUAGGGGAUAUUAUUAACAGCAAUAAAAUAUACCAAUACUUGUUUAAAGAAAUUCGUCAUCUUUAUAAUUUCGGAUUCUACGUAAAUAUUUUAGACAUCGCACCAAAAUAUGCCAGUUUAUUGUCUGGUUUCCUGAUGUGCACACAUUAUUAUAUUACAGACUUUUUUUGGUUCUAUGUCGUACAUCCAAUAUUGAGUUUUGCGAAACUUAAUGAUGUCGAAACUGGUAUCUCGGUAUCGAUAAUAUGUUUUGCUGCGGCUGCGUUCUAUGCCGUUUUCGCUUCGGCGGAAGUACAACCAUGGGGAGAUGAACCUGUUGAAGAAAAUCAACAAAAUAUCGUUGAAAACGACAGUAGAAAUUAUAAUAAAUUACCAUGUACAGUGUAA
Macrosiphum euphorbiae (potato aphid) is the source of this 1455-nucleotide messenger RNA. The record is from the annotation of a GenBank genome assembly. NCBI's taxonomy places the organism in Eukaryota, Metazoa, Arthropoda, Insecta, Hemiptera, Aphididae.